This is a messenger RNA of Brassica napus (rape), 1243 nucleotides long. RefSeq lists its product as uncharacterized. The transcript is spliced from 2 exons. The coding region runs from base 290 to 964 and encodes 224 amino acids. The record is from RefSeq and is a predicted model, not a curated record. NCBI's taxonomy places the organism in Eukaryota, Viridiplantae, Streptophyta, Magnoliopsida, Brassicales, Brassicaceae.
GAUUUCUUAUUUAGGAUUGCUGGAGACAAAAGAAAGCUUAGGGUGAUAGUUUCUAUUUCAAGAAUAUAUAGGCUAUAAACAAAAUAAAACAAGAAGUAUGAGGGGCAUUCUCUGACCGUUACGCGGAACAUUUGUUGCCGAAAAAAGUAUCCAAACAAGACUUUUCUUAUGUAGCGUAGCUUGUGUUAUUAUAAAAGCAGACAUUGUUUGUAGUUUUUACGCCAGACUCUGUGUGACCCAACGAAAAAGUUAAAAGAAACACACAAGAAAAAAGAAUAAUAAGAAGAAGAUGAAACUUAUUUGGUCACCGGAAACAGCAUCAAAGGCUUACAUCGACACCGUUAAAUCGUGCGAGAAGCUUGGAACGCCAGGAGCGGCGGAGCUAGUAGCGGCUAUGGCGGCGGGGUGGAACGCGACUCUAAUCGUGGAAACAUGGUCGGAAGGAGAAACCAUAGACAUUAGCGUUGGUUUAAACGUAGCGAGUCAACACACAAAUGCAAGACACAUUUGUAUUGUACCAAACGCAAUAUCAGAAGCCGCUUAUCUUCAAGCCAUGACACAACAAUCUUGCUCCACCUUGCCUGAAACAAUCAUUAUGAACGAGGAAGAAGAAGGAAACUCCGAGAGCACGAUGCAGAAGCUGCAAGGAAUCGAUUUCUUGGUAAUUGAUUGGGAUCAAAAGGAUUUUGCAGCAAACGUUUUGAGAAACGCUGCGUUUGGUAGCAGAGGAGCUGUUGUGGUGUGCAGAAGCGGUUACAGGAGAAGCACGUCAUGUUUCAGUUGGACAAAAGUUUUUAGUGACCGGAACGUUGUGAGAACGGUGACUCUUCCGGUUUCAGGUGGUCUAGAAAUUGCUCAUGUGGCUGCAGCGAGAAUCUCUGGGAAGAGUGAUAACAACAACAAGAGGAAAUGGAUCAAACAUAUUGAUCAAAGAUCAGGAGAAGAACAUGUUAUUAGAAAGUAAACAAAUAAAUAUAAAACUAUAUAGACAAAGUGUGUAAUGAUGAUAUGUUUGAUUUUUGUAUGAGAGUGAUAAUGAAAAUGGCAGCAGACUCUAUGAAGCACGGGGACGUCAAAGGGAUUGACGUAUCCGUACCGGAGACGUUUCUGGGUCGGAAACAUUUAAUUUUGGAAUGUUUCUGAACAGUUUGUUUUAAUAUUUUCCCUUCUUAAGCUUGUUCCCUUUCUUUUCAUCCAAGAAAAAAGUAAAAAAUAGAAGUCUAAACUAGAUUUUGAAUUUAUA